Molecule: messenger RNA, 753 nt
Organism: Peronospora matthiolae
Lineage: Eukaryota; Oomycota; Peronosporomycetes; Peronosporales; Peronosporaceae
Source: the annotation of a GenBank genome assembly
AUGUCCAUGGAAUCAGUGGCCAACGCCGCCUACAUGACGUACUUCCUCGCAGCGAAAGCCGUCCCCGUCGUCGCCACGUGCGCGUCCGUCUUAUUCGCCCUCGCGCCCUGGCCCACGGUCGCAGCUAUCCGUCGAGCACGGAGCACUUUGCAGUUCCCGUUUGCUCCUUUUUUCUUCUACUUUGUACAGAGCAUCAUCUACACGUUGUAUGGCUGGACAACCGCUAAUCUCGUCGUGGGUGGCACGUCGCUUUUGGGCGUGCUGCUGGGCGCCUACUACGUGCUGAUCUACUACAAGUACACGCCCAAUCGGACGCAGCCGACGAGACUGCUAUCCUCAGCUAUGCUGGUGAUCCUAUUGAUGGUCUACCAGGUCUUUACCCGUUCGCCAGAGGAGACGCAGCUGAUUACGGGCAUUCCAGCCAACAUCUUGUCCGUGUUUACCGCUGCUUCGCCGUUGCUGCAGCUCAAGAGCAUCUUGCGACGUAAAGACGCGUCCUGCUUGCCACUGGGCAUGUCUGCCAUGAAUGUCGUGGGUGGCUCGCUGUGGUUCAUUUACGGCAUCAUGUUGGGCGAUCCGCUUGUCAUGUGUCCGAACUUGUUUUCGCUCACGAUGGGGAUCAUCCAAGUGUCGCUCAUUUGUCUCUAUCCGGGAGGGAAGAUCAACAGUGCUGAAGAGAUCAAGGCAGAAGCGAUAAAGCCGGGUAAGAAGGUCAGUCCACGCAACAAGACGAAAGUCCACCGUCCGGAAUGA